UACAAACGUAACCAUAAGGUACUCUCUCCCCCUGAAUCUGACAGUACUCGGGGACAGUGGUGAGUUAUUGUUUGAGCUGUCCUCUCCUGUGGGUCGCGCGCGGGUUACACCCUGAUAUCUCUGCCCUUCUGACCUCACCUCAUUAACCAAAGGCAUGGACGAGGAGGCAGAAUCGCCCCCAGCCUCGGCAGACAAGCCGGCUGUAAGCGUGUUAUUACCCACUAAAGCUUUUCUUUGCUCCCGAAAAGGACAACUCCUCACUGCAGAAGUGGUGCUGUCCUUCAUCAGCUUUAUCUGCUUCACUGCAUCAGAUGCUGUGUCAUUCAUGACGGUACCCCUUAUUGAGUUUCUCCUCGCUUUUUUCCUGUUCUUUGCAUAUUCAACUAAGAUUAAUGAAAAGUUCAAAGGAGUGUUAUGGCCACUAAUGGAUUUCCUACGUUGUGUCAGUGCUGCAAUUGUAUACUUUGCUAUAUCAAUAGUUGCAGUUUCCAGAGCUUACAAUGGAGCAGCAAAAGCUGGAGGGCUGUUUGGAUUUAUAGCUACUAUAGCUUUUGCUUUGGAUUUCUACCUUAUCUUCAAUGACUUAGCAGUUUUUCUGAAGAAAGAUAAUGAUGCAGAUGAACCAGAGGCAAACAGAUCAGCAGAUGAUGACUCUGAUUCGGAUUCAGACUGAGAAUAUAAAGCAGACCCGAAAUAAAAGAUGUAGUAGUCUGCACUGGCAUUUAACUAUUAACAUACAGUACCAACUUUAAACACCACCGUCUCAGUGCUGCAGUAUAUUUUUACUACAACUGACAUAUGCUCCAUUUUCAAACUGUGAAUAGCAUCAGACCAUGUUGCUUGAUGAGUCACAGCAGUUUAUGGGUUUUGAUUGCCACAGUUUCUUUGAAGACGGCCCUUGUUGACUGCUUUCCCCAGCACCAUCUACAUUCCAUUACUGUCAGUCUUGAGACAGCUUUCCGCAGUUCGUCAGCAGCAUCUUAAGGGUUCAAAGAAAUAACGCGUUUUGCCUAUAGAAAGCUUUGCGAUGUAUCUGAUUUUUUUGUUUUUGUACUCCUUUUUCUUCAGAUUAAUUCAUUUUUGAAUGACUUUAAAAGAACAAAUUUUGGAUAACUGUUCUGUAAAUUGUAUCAGCUGUAUUUUUUAAAUAUGUGUGUUUUGCACCGUGGUUCAUAUCUAAAGGUUAUGUCUGGAGACACAAUGCGGACAUUAAGUCGAUUAAUAACCAGUAAUGCUGCUAAACUCAUCUAGAAAUACCUUGGUGAAUGAAGGAGCUGAACAUAACUGCCAUCACAAAGAAAUAUAUUCUUAGCAAGAACUGACUGUUGCUGUGAUGUUGAGUUCCAUCAGAAAUUUUAUUAUUUUUAUAUUUUGUAUUAAUCUACUCAGCAUAUUCAGUGUCAGUAUUUAUGUUUUAAUCUGAGCAAUGGAUACAGAACUUUCACAAGUCUCUGAAUUCUACCACUGGCUGAAUGAUGAAAUGAAACACUGUAUUUGUGGCUGUAGUCCAGUGAUAAUUUCAAAGCCUAGGUAGCUUCAGUGAAUCUCUGCUACAAGCAUAGUUUUGCUAAUGAUGAUGUUUUUAGAUUAAAAGGACUAUGACAGACAACAGUAUUACAGAAAAUAUCAUGCAUAUAUUUCUGUUUCAUCCAAAUUUCAAACUUGCAUUUUUUGAAACACAUUUUGUACUGAUUUGCAGAGAUAGAAUCUCAUGUUAGAGACGGUUACAAAUAUGAGGCACUAUCAUUUCCCUGUAGUUGUAGCAGUGUUUAAACAAGUGCAUUUAAUUUGUUUACAAGGACAGAACAUUUUCAGUGCCUUUACUACACAAAUUGAGAGAGCUAAAUAUAUUUAGUUUAAUAAGAAAGUUAACAUCAAAAGCUUCACCGUAUUAUCUUGUCAUAUCUGCAAACGGAACUAGUGUAAAUGCCUAUACUUAAAUUUAGGAUGACAUUGUGUGCAUUUUUUUGUUUACCCCUGCCCCCAGGAUCUUACCUGAUGCCUCCUUUAGUUUUUCUCAUUUCUCCUACUUAUUCUGAAAGAAUUUAGGCUGGCCAUUACCAAGCUAGGAGAGAACCCUACAGCCCAUUCGUUCCUGCCCUUUUUCCCCCCUGGCAAGAGUUGAUAGGGAGUGGACCAACUUCAUGGUCCUUGGAGGGUGGCCUAUGCUCUCCCUCUGAAAGCACCCCCAUUGGUGGCUCAUUUGUACUUACAGUUGUUACUUCACUUCUUGAGAGGACGUUGGGCUUUGCCUGCCACUUUCUCCUAGUUAACCAGUAUGUUUUACUUGUAUGAACUGUGCACUACCAAGUGAAUACCAACACAUCUAGCCUGUUCCAGUAAACGGGUGUGAAUCUACAGUGGUUUCUGUCUUACAUCCAAGGUCAUGUACUUCAGAAAAGGUUAUAUGAAUUGAGUGUGUGAGCAAUGAAACUCUGUUCAGGGAAUAUGUGGGGCUUGCCACCCACUUCAGUCUGGGCUACUAAUUUGAUUCAGUUCACUGGAAAGGUUUUGUAUAUGUUGGCAUUCAAUGAAAAGCAGUUGAGUGGCACAUUAUGUAACUAGCACAUAUCUCUCCAACCAGGAAUGAGGAAUUUUAGAUAUUUGUCAUAGAGAGAAUAACAUUUGUUUAAUCCAGCUUAUUUCUACUUGGAGUAUACUGAUUCAUGAACUGUUCACGUGGUAUAGAAGAUAAAUGUAAUCUGUGACUACCUUGGGCAGUGUUUCAGUAGAAGUAUGUUGAGUAAUAAAAUAUUUGGCAGUCACACUAACUGUUGCGCUGUUGCCUUCUAAUAAUAAGGGAAGUAAAAUUUUUCUUCCUGACUCAAAAUAGGUGGAGUCUGCCAGAUCUUUAAACUUUUUUUGGAAUCUUUUGGAGAAACAUGCAGUACCAUAAGACACAUAACAUUGACCAUGUUAUGUGUCCCUGGAAAUACCUCCUAAUCAGCCCCAACAUUUUCUGCUUACUUAGUGUACCGUAUGCAGUAUAGUGGUGCAGCAUUUAGCAUUGCUUGGGGCUCCAUUUCGAUUCUUUGUUGGGUACCAUUUUGUGCAGUCCCUGCACUUUCUCCCUGUGUCCAUGUUUUUUGAGUGCUCUGCUUUCCCCUACAUCCUUAAUAUGUGUGGUAGAUUAAUUGAGAUUCCUUAUUUUGUGAGAGUGAAUGUGUGUGGCCCGUGAUUGGUUGGCACUCCACUCUGGAUUAGUUCCUCUGCCUUGUACCCAAUGAGUGUUAGGAUAGACUCCAUAUCCACCAUGACCCUGAAAUGAAUUAAGUGAGUAACUGAGGAAAGAAGAGGGAAUGAAUGGGUAGUGUACAGUGAAUGUUCUUUAUAGGUUUAUGUCUCAUAAUUUUGGCAUAUAUGUAUCCCUUUAAAUAUUUCAUGAGCACAGAGCUACAGAGUUCUCAUCCAUAUAAGAUGCAUCUAUUCCUAGGUCUGUUGCCUAGAAAAAAGAGUUUUGAAAUGUGCAUUGGUGCCUUUUUUUUUGAUCCCUGCUUAAAGUAAACAGCGAUGUGCAUACCUCAGUUUUAUACUACGUAAAGACUGGGUGUACAUCAAACUUUUUUCUAAUUGGAGGGUGCAUCUGGUUAUACUCUGAGUGUGACUAAAAAAAGUUUUAAGCCUGUGGAUCAAUUUUUUACUGUUAUGUAAGGAUGGAGUCUUAAUCUCUGGGAUAAGCGUAGCCUAAAUGUGUUUUUUUUUUUUUUUUUUACCGAAAACUUUCUGUUACAACACAUCAAGUCUUAUAGCAGUUAUCCAAAUGAGACUGUCACACUUCUUUACCAGGCCACAUAAUUAUUAUUUUAAAAUAAAAUAAGUUAAAAAAAUGUUCAGUCUUCCUAUGGAACCUUAUCCAUUGGCUCUCCCUGCUUGUAUAUUGCCUUUUUCUCUCACUCAAGGGCAACAGCCAGGCAUUCCUGAACUGGGAAGAGUCUCCCAUUUGGAGGGUUGACUGGCCAAUUUAUUCUCCUGCAGCUGACAGUUGGGCAUUGGGAAGAGGACCAGUGUACUAGUACUGUAAGUGUCCCCAUCCCAUCCCUCUUAAGCAGGUGGCUGACUGACUCUCACUUUCUGCAUGGAUGAGGAAUGAUGUUAUGCUCCCACCCACACAAUCUCAGACUCAUCUGUGCAUGUUGCACUAAACAGAGCAAUCUUGCUCAAGUCUCUUCCAUUGGUGAUCAGCUACAUUGCAGUAGGUGUCCUCAGUGUAGAGGGCCAGGCCAUAUCCUUACCCUUUGGACGGGCAACCUGACAGCAGCAGCUCAAACCUAUCUGACCCCAACAGUCCCCACCACAGCCAGUGUUACUAAUCAGAAACAGACAACAUGGGACAUAGGCUUUGUUCCUCUGUACUACAGGUGUGUGUUAAACAAAAAAACUCUUUGUUCAUACGUAUGACAAAUGUAGAGAGAUGUCUGUAUUUAUAGCAAGGUUUCAAAUAACUAUUAAAACUAUUGCAAUGCCAAGUUCCCCUUAUGCUUUACUGGUCUAAAGAAAAAAAUUGCAGAUGACAUUUAAAUAACCAUAAACAGAAUGAAUACAUGUAAUCUAGAAGGAUAACAGACAUACAGUAUUCCAGUUACAAUGAUUCUGACAAAGGAUUACAUAAAGCAGUUAAGCCAAUGUUCGUAAGAAACCAGUACUGCUGAAGGUCAUGAAAAUGUGCAUUUUUCUGCUGUGACUUGAGACUGCACAGAACUGCUUGAUUACAUGUACUACUGUUUGCACUAUUCAAUGUGUAUUGGUCACAUUUUGAGACAAAUUUAAGUAAUAAGCCCUUGAAGUUGGGUAUGACCUCUGUAGCAUAUUGAAUAUCAAAUUAUGCAGUUUCUGGUGUAAAAGUAUGCUGGCUUAGCAUUUUAUUUUCUUGGUAAGGAUGGCCCCUGAAAAUGUUCUCAGAGCUGAAAAUUUCUGCCAUGACAUCAUGAAAGACUGAACUUGUAAAGAGUCACUGUGUAAAUAAAAUGUAUUGGCUACUGUAUUGCCAUGCUAAAUGGUGUAGCAGGAGUUUCUUACUUCCUAGAAUCAUGUCGUCUAGGUCUUACAGAUGGGACACUUUGCACUGCAAAUUAACACACAAUGAUUUAAUAGUGAAAACUGUGUUAAGUAGGAAUCUUAUCUUAUUAAAAAGUAAAUUGCUUUUCUUGCUCACAGUGCUUUACAGUGGCAUAUAACUCACUAUCCAGUACCUGCAGUUGCAUCAUUUUAUGGGUGCAGUCAUAAAGAAAAACUAACUGUGAAACUAAAAAAUGUCAACAGGCACAGUCUUAAUUUUUUUUACAAAAUUGCUUGCAAAUUUAACAUGCUAUUAACAAGAAAUUAAAUUAAUUGUAAAACAAAGAUGCUUUAGAGAGUGAAUAAGCACUGUAAAAAGUCAUUAUAAAACAAAUGAACAUAUGAGUACUUCAGUAUUCUGUAUUAUCUGACCAAGUCUGGAUGAGUCCACUCUACCCUGAUCUACUUGAAAUGAGAUCAUGGACUCUAAAAACUGUUUCUGAUUGGCUCCUCUGCAUAUAGCAUUUUUUUUUACACAUUAUUCGGCUUGGGGAUUUUUAUCUGAAAGGUUACUGUAGUAGUUAUCCAGUGGUUUAUGAAACUGUUUAUUUCAGAUGCUUUUUGUUUGUAUGCCUGAAAAUCAACAAGGUACAUAUUUUGUAAGAAAUGGCAAACUCCAGUGUGUGCUUCCUAAGCAUGUUUGGGAAAAGCAGCACAGACUUGAUUUUAUACUGUUUGUAAAAUUUUAUUAAAAAUGCAUAUUUUCAAGUAUAAAAUAAAACUAAAUGUAUGCAUUGUUUUCAAA
Protopterus annectens (West African lungfish) is the source of this 5800-nucleotide messenger RNA. Its product is annotated as CKLF-like MARVEL transmembrane domain-containing protein 3. NCBI's taxonomy places the organism in Eukaryota, Metazoa, Chordata, Ceratodontiformes, Protopteridae. Gene Ontology annotation, cellular component: membrane. The transcript is spliced from 5 exons. The record is from RefSeq and is a predicted model, not a curated record. The coding region runs from base 155 to 673 and encodes 172 amino acids.